AUGAAUGGUCUUGUUCAACUCUCGGAGCUGAAGGAAGUCUUGACUCCUACUUGCAAGAUCUUGACGGAUCCCAAUGAUCUUAAUUUUGCAGAGUAUCUAAAACGAUGGACGGACAUUGACUUGAAGACUCCUGGAGCUAUCGUACUCCCUACUUCAGAAACUGAUUGCCAAAAUAUUGUAAAAUGGGCGUCGAAGAACUCUAUACCUUUCGUGACAAAAAGCGGAGGUCAUAGUGCAUGGUCUACUAUUGGAAGUGACGGAAUCAUCAUUGAUUUGAGUUUAUACAAGGGAAUGGAGGUGUACACAGAGUCUGGUACAGCAAUCAUUAAAGGGAGUAUCCUCUCUAAAGAAGUAGCAGUAACUCUUGCGGAAGCUGGGUUCUUCACUGCUUUGGGAAACGGUAACACGGUGGGAGCUAUCCCAUACUUUCUCGGUGGUGGCUGUUCCAUUACUUCAUCUAUCACUGGUUUUGGAUCAGAUCAAAUUAUCUCGGCUCGUGUCAUAACUGCAGACGGGGAAUUGAUCAAUGUCACUGAUGACACACAUCCGGGUCUGCUUUACGCCAUACGCGGAGCCGGACAACAUUUUGGUCUUGUAACACAGCUUGUCAUAAAAAUCCAUCCUUUGAAGAACCUUGGAAACGACGACGGUGUCAUUUGGGUUGGAAGUUUUGUCUUUCCACUUGAUCGUGCUUGCGAAGUAACUUCUGUCAUGAAAAAUUUAAUGAACAAUGAUCAAUAUGCAACGGCUGGUCUUAUGAUGAUCAUGGCUCCACCCCCGACAAGAAAUCCAUGUUUGGUUAUUGCGGCUCGUUACACCGGAAAUCCUGACGACGCGGCAUUGGCAUAUAAAGAUAUAUACGACCUAGAACCACUUAUUGCUAGUGGAGCGCCGGUACCAAUUCAAAAUGCAAGCGAUAGAGGGGAGGCACUCGCGGCUAAGGGGGGCUUCAAACGAUUCGGUAUUGUUGGCCUGCAUCAGUUCGAUGAAGAAGCCUUUCUUCGGAUAAUUGCAAUCUGGACAGAGAUGAUUGCCGAAUGUCCAGAUGCAAUAAAUACUGCAUUCAAUUUUCAAUGGGAUUCUCGGCCCGCAAAGAGGCCUGGUAUUGAGUCAGCCAUGUGUCUUCACGACAUUAGGUAUUGGCAAAACAAUUUCAUCUGGCAUACUAAUUCUAAGAACCGAUCUAAAGUAGACGAAUUCAAUGAGCGGUCUAUUGCAAUAAUGCGUGGUAAUGAUGAGGUGAAUUUUGUAGAUUUUCAGAAUGGUACUCGAGCUGGACCUAUUGAGCGGAGAUUUCGAGGAAACGAAAGGCUUAGUAAGUUGAUGGCCUUGAAGAAAGAAUGGGAUCCAAGAGGUGUAUUCACGUCCGAAUUUCUCUAUUGAUUUGCAAA
Messenger RNA from Botrytis deweyae, 1391 nucleotides. RefSeq lists its product as uncharacterized. The record is from RefSeq and is a predicted model, not a curated record. Gene Ontology annotation, molecular function: FAD binding. Bases 1 to 1383 code for a protein of 460 amino acids. NCBI's taxonomy places the organism in Eukaryota, Fungi, Ascomycota, Leotiomycetes, Helotiales, Sclerotiniaceae. The transcript is spliced from 4 exons.